This is a messenger RNA of Brassica napus (rape), 2409 nucleotides long. Its product is annotated as monooxygenase 1-like. The coding region runs from base 181 to 1377 and encodes 398 amino acids. NCBI's taxonomy places the organism in Eukaryota, Viridiplantae, Streptophyta, Magnoliopsida, Brassicales, Brassicaceae. The transcript has 8 exons. Gene Ontology annotation, molecular function: FAD binding. The record is from RefSeq and is a predicted model, not a curated record.
CGCCAAAGACAAUCGAGCGUGACUUGAUUGUCUCCCAAGUAAUUAAUUGUUUUAACGAAAAGUCUUCGCUGCUUCUCUCUCAUUUAGUAGUUACUAGUAUAAACAAAUCACUAUAGAUACGCAUCAAUUCAGACAAGUUAUAAUAAGUACUCAAAGUAAACUCCAGAUCUGAAAACAAAAAUGGAAGAAAUCGGAAUAGUUAUUGUCGGCGGCGGAAUCGCUGGUCUCGCCACUUCGCUUGCUCUUCAUAGGAAAGGAAUAAAGAGUGUUGUGUUGGAGAGAGCCGAGAAAGUGAGGUCGGAAGGAGCUGGAAUUGGAACUCUUACUAAUGGUUGGAGAGCUCUUGAUCAGCUUGGCGUCUCUGAUCGUCUUCGUCUCACGUCUAAUCUUAUUCACAAAGCACGGACCAUGUUGAUUGAGGAUGGGAAGAAAAAACGAGAAUUCGUUUUAAACAUCAAAGACGAAGCUCGUUGUAUUAGAAGGAACGAUCUGGUUGAUGCCUUAGCCGAUGCUCUCCCUGAUGGAACCAUCCGGUUGAAUUCCCAAAUUGUUUCGAUCCAAGAGGACGAAAUUACGUCGUUUCCAAUCGUUCACUUGUCCAAUGGCAAUACGAUCAAAGCCAAGGUCUUGAUUGGAUGUGAUGGUGCAAAUUCCAUCGUCAGUGACUAUCUCCGGUUAGGCCCUAUAAAGGCAUUUGCUUGUCGUGCGGUGAGAGGGUUCACUAAUUACCCAAACGGCCAUGGAUUUCCACAUGAGCUUUUAAGGAUGAAAACAGGAAACGUUUUAGUGGGAAGACUCCCUUUGAACGAUAACCAAGUCUUUUGGUUUGUAGUGCAUAUGCAAGACAGUCAACACAACGGUAAGGAUCAAAAAUCGAUCGCAAAUGUGACUCUAAAAUGGGUCGAUAAGUUAUCCGAAGACUGGAAAGAAAUGGUGAAAAGAUGCGAUGUGGAGUCAUUAACGUUGACACACUUAAGGUACCGUUCCCCGUGGGAAAUCAUGUUCGGGAAAUUUCGACGUGGGACCGUGACUGUAGCUGGCGAUGCAAUGCACGUUAUGGGUCCAUUCCUCGGACAAGGAGGCUCGGCUGCGCUAGAGGAUGCGGUUGUUCUGGCUAGAUGUCUAGCUAGGAAAUUGGGUCCGGACCAUGGAGACUUGUUAAAGGAUUGUUCGGUGAAAAGCAUUGGAGAAGCUAUUGAUGAAUAUGUGAGUGAACGUAGGAUGAGACUAGUCGGGCUUUCGACGCAGACGUAUUUGACGGGACGGUCACUACAAACGCAGUCAAUGGUCGUCAGGAUCAUGUUUAUUGUGCUGUUGGUGCUGUUGUUUGGGCGUGAUCAGAUUCAUCAUACUAAAUACGAUUGCGGCCGACUCUAAAAACUUGAUGGACACUUUAUGACUAGUUUUAUAGUGUGAGGUUUUGUGCUUUAAUUAUCGUUUUAAGUCUGUACUGAAUACGACUGCGGCCGACUCUAGAAACUUUGUCAUCUAACUCGUUGGAUUUCUCUUCUUUUUAAAAACCUAUAAUUUCAAAUUUUAUGUAAAUUUGGUGUUUUAUGUUUAUCUGUUAAAUUCCAUAUAAGGCCGUACAUCUAAAUCAUUGGUGAUUCACAUCUUUGCUAAAUAUCAAAGGAAAAAAAACUCUUGAUGUAUGUUAACACAUCCCACCAUUUUUGUAAUGACCCCAACCCUAGGCUUUGCCCAAGGGUCAAGUCAUUUUUCUUUAAAGAGAGAGAGAGAGAGAGAGAGAGAGAGAGAGAGAGAGAGAGAGAGAGAGAGAGAGAGAGAGAGAGAGAGAGAGAGAGAGAGAGAGAGAGAGGGAAGGAAGAAGCUCACCAAGAGUCCUCGCCGGAGCCACCGCACGCCAGGACGUCAUCAAGCUCGUCAUCACCAUCAACCGCAGCUCGAGGCCAUCAUCGUGUUCCUCUCGUCAAGACGAAGCCGUAGACACCAACCGCGUCGCGAUCGGAGCCUGGACGAAGCCGUACGCGCCCCCCGAAGAUUCGCCUCUGCGCGCGCGUGAGUUACACGCGCCGCCGUCGGACCACCGUCCUCCGCCGCAGCACCGCCGCCGGACCACCGUUCUCCGCCGUCGCCGCCGGCCAAAUUUCCGAUUUGGAGUCCAUUUGAGCAGCUGGAGUUCAUAUAUACCACUUCUCUUCAUUGCUAAGGUGAGACCGACGAGCAGGAGUGAUUUUUCGGACCGGUGCUAUUGGGCUUUUGGGCUUCUAUCGUUUUAUCGAUUUUAUCGUUAUCGGGCCUCUAGGCCUUUGGACUUUUAUCGUUAUGGUAUUUCGUAUUUUGGAUUCUCGGUUUAUGUCGUAUCUUAUGUUUCGGAUUUUAUUUUAUAUUAUGGAAUUCAUGCGUGGAUGUGGACUUUCAAAUAUUUAUAUAUGGAUAUUUAAGAUA